Molecule: messenger RNA, 189 nt
Organism: Plasmopara halstedii
Lineage: Eukaryota; Oomycota; Peronosporomycetes; Peronosporales; Peronosporaceae
Exons: 2
Coding region: 1-189 (62 amino acids)
Source: RefSeq, a predicted model, not a curated record
AUGAAACUCUACAUGGUACUUCUAAGUUUCUCAUCAAGUCCACAAUGCAAAGGUGUAAUGCUCACGUACACUUUAAGAGGGUUGUGCCUAGCUAAACGCUACCAGCAAAAUAAGUGCCCACUGAACCCACAAAUUCUUAUGCAGCACGCUUAUAGUAGAUCAACUAUUGUGCUGCAACGCGUGGAGUAA